AUGACUGAUUUGGUCUCUUCGAGCGACUCUGCUCCUCCCCUAUCAAGACGAACUCAGCUCUUCAUUCAAAAUCCGCGGGUAGUGGUGGACAGCAGCGACGAGGCGCGUACUGACACGGCCACGCCGCCCUCCAUGAAUCCGGCUUGCUCACCAGUCACGGAUGCUGAAGGCGCAACAGCAGUAUCUACAAAAACAGCGACAAAUACCUCGUCAUUCAGCGGUAAACAAAAGAAGACGGAUGAAGACAAAUCAGCUUCCAAGCAGCGUAAAUAUGAACGCAAGACGAAGCGAUUCGUUUGGCCUGACGAUCUCCAUCGACUCUUUGUAGCUGCUAUCUUUGACGUUGGUCUCAAAAAUGCUUCACCAAAGACUUUGCUGACGCUUAUGGAGCCUGUGGAACCCGACGCAGGACUCACAACAGAACACCUCAAGUCGCAUUUGCAAAAGUUUCGACUUAAUUACGAGCGCUCACGAAUAGAGUUUCUCGAAUAUUAUGACCGCAGUGCUAAGCGCAAUCUCAAGCGUCGCCGAAGUCAAGGUCAGCAACGAAUGAACGGGGCUAAUAGUGAGACCGCUAGUAUGUUUGUGUUUCCUAUAAGCAACCCGAAGCGCCGAAAAAAUCGUGUUCACGAAAGUGAUAGUGGCGAAAGUGACUCGGACAAUGAGUAUUGCAGUCUUAACGACAACACAAUGGACGAUGGGAUCAAGAAGCAGGCAACAUCACGCGUCCAGCGUGAAUCUUCUGCUGCUUCAACAACUGCUCACGCUCCUGAUUUGAUUUACUCGCAACUUAUGCAAAGUGCUCAGCAACAGCCGAUAUUUGAUGGAAACAGCCAAACCCGCCAGCACUCUCACGUUACAGAUACUCUUAUGAUGCCUGUUGUUCCUGCACUGGUAUCCACUGGUAUGAUGCCAAUAAAAACUCAGCAUUUGCCACCAGCAUACGCCGCUCAUGUUCAGCGCAAACAAUUUACUGAUCACGAUCGUGAGUUGGCUGUAGCAGCAGCUGCUGUGGCAGCAUAUAGAUAUCCUUUAGGACAACUUCCUGUUGCCUCGGGAACUUCCGGAAUGCCCGAGCUUUCAGACCCACAGUGGAGUCUCCUGACUUCCUUGAUAUCUCCUCAGCUUUCAGCUAUGAAUGCACCGGUAGAUGAUGAUGGAAUGUUUGCACAUGGAGCCACCAGCGACACAAUUCUUCGAAAUGCGAGUGAAUACGUGUUUCAGAACGAAUCGUGUGAUUUACGAAUGCAAAUGCAUAUCGCUAUGCAAGCACAAAUGAAUCUUCACCGUCAGAUGCUUACACGUAAAAACUGUUCUGAGCAACAACGACAAGGUGGGGAGAUUCUGUGA
Molecule: messenger RNA, 1350 nt
Organism: Plasmopara halstedii
Lineage: Eukaryota; Oomycota; Peronosporomycetes; Peronosporales; Peronosporaceae
Product: Myb domain, plants
Exons: 4
Coding region: 1-1350 (449 amino acids)
Biological process (GO): regulation of DNA-templated transcription
Molecular function (GO): DNA-binding transcription factor activity; DNA binding
Source: RefSeq, a predicted model, not a curated record